Heterostelium album PN500 is the source of this 600-nucleotide messenger RNA. RefSeq lists its product as uncharacterized. The coding region runs from base 1 to 600 and encodes 199 amino acids. The transcript has a single exon. The record is from RefSeq and is a predicted model, not a curated record. NCBI's taxonomy places the organism in Eukaryota, Evosea, Eumycetozoa, Acytosteliales, Acytosteliaceae. Gene Ontology annotation, molecular function: DNA binding.
AUGUGGAAGAAAAGAGAUAAUGCAGAUGUAGAUAAUAUUUGGGACCACUUUAAGAUAAAAUCUGCAAAUAGAAAUGGUAUUACUACCAAAGUAAAGUGUAGAUUGUGUGAAUAUACAACUGAAUAUUGUUAUCUUAGUGCAACUACAAUUGUUUUGUAUAAUCAUUUACGGUUUUAUCAUGGUAAAUUUAAAGCAACUCAUCGCUUAGAUAAGGAAGACCUACCGUAUAAUAAAAAAUCCUCCAAGAAUACUAGAAGCCAAAAUGCCCCUCAAAGUACUCCUCAACCGGCCUCUGCUACCCAAAUACAAGUCGCUCCAACACAAGCUACUCCUACUCUAACUGCUCCAAUUCAAACCGAUCCAAUGCUGGCUUCUCCAAUUCAAACCACUCCAUUUCAAACUGCUCCAAUACGAGCCAUUCCACAAUUACAUGUCCCUCGAGCUGUUCCUCACUUCAUCCCAGUUCGACAAGAGGUUAUAGCCAAUGAUAAUCAGAGACCAAUAUCUAUAAGCAUCCAAAUGACUUUUACAACUCCAGGUGAUUACAAUGUCAAUGUCAAUGGUGUAGGAAUUGACAGAUUGCUUAGAAAUAAUUAUUAA